AUGUCAAAGGGUUUGGAUAAUACCUGUGUUUUCAUGGACACAGAGUCCGGGGAAUGGAGUUUAGGUUUGUGUUCAGAGAAGAGAUCAUUCAUUUGUAAGACAAGCGAAGUUCACUCAACACCCAAACACAAAGACCAUUACCAACACGUCUGUCCCGAGUUGACUGAAGAGCAAAGCUGGUCUAAUUUGGACAGCGAUUCAGAGUAUUGCUAUUUAUUUAGUUCAGACUUUGAGCCAAACCUACUAAAGACCACAUGGAGUGAAGCUUCGGAAAAGUGUCGAUCACUCAACUCAACACUUUUGUCACUCCAUUCCUAUCAUUUGAAUUCAAUGUUCAAAAUGAGAGAUAGGAUACGAGAUAAUACUUGGAUUGGUUUACAUGAGACUGAUCAUGGUUACUAUGAAUGGGACGACAAGUCUUCACUGGACUUCACUAAUUGGGAUAAAGAGGCAAACGUGUGUAUCAAUCAGGCCAUCGGACCUAAAGUGGACAUUAAAUCCACUGAAUUGACACCAAUGAUCACGAGUACUGAAUCAGAUGCACACGCGUUAGGUGUGGACGAUAGUGACUGGGAUACGGCAAAAGUGAUCAAAUUGUGUUUCAUAAUCAUAGGUGCGGUGAUUGGUGUUAGUAUUUGUGUGAACCUGUACUUUGUGUGGAAGAGGGGCACACUGAGGAACUGGAUGAAUAGGAAUCGUAAUAUGAAUUCUAUAGAACAAAACGGGAGCUCCAGUUCCGGAAGUUCUCAACAAAGCAUUGAUAGCUAUAGUGAAGCCAUGGAAAGGAGGCGACGAUUCAAUGAUGUACUCAACUCAAGUGAUCCUAACGUUGUCUUCAUCUCAGUUUGGCUCCAUUUCCUCAUCCAGUCCUGUCGAGAGGAUAAGGUAUGUGACGAUCAAUUAUCGCGGGCUGUCCUCCAGCAUCUCGUCACAGGCAUCGGUGUCGUCGCACUCGUAUUCUCGUCGGCUACCGGUCCUGUUAUGACUGUGAUCAGGAACUUCGCUUUCGUGUUAUAA
Oppiella nova is the source of this 1017-nucleotide messenger RNA. The record is from the annotation of a GenBank genome assembly. Lineage: Eukaryota; Metazoa; Arthropoda; Arachnida; Sarcoptiformes; Oppiidae.